UCCUUGUAAAUGUCAUUUUUCCCUCCCGCCUUGCCGCUCGGGCACACCGCACGACCACUCGCAGUUCACCCUCCUGCCGUGCCGAUCGCAUUCGAACGGCCCUGCGCGGUACCUUGUCAACCUGCGUGCGCUAGCUUCUGCGCGCUCUAAACCUGUUAAAAACAUGUCUCUUCUCUCUUUUCGCAUUUCCUCUCCAUGGCUUGCUGCCCCGUCCAUCUCAACCUUGACAUACUCAUCAUCGGCACUCGAUCAUCCGCCUGUCCAAGAAAUUAAAAGCCAAAAUGUUGCCAUUCUCCUGCUCCGCAGCCCCGAUUUCUUGGGCUUCGCGUUGGAUGCAUCCGGCUUCGAUCUGUCCAGCAGCGUUAGCUCCACGAACUGCCCCUCGUCAAUCACCUUCUCGAUCUAAUAUGCGGCUUUGUUUCAGGCCGCCACCGUCUUGCCUUGGCCUCCGUCUCCAUGGAGCGGGAUCACUGGGAUUUGAUGGAAGUGUGGAGACAAUAAGCUUCCAGCUAGCUUCCAUCUCCGCACUCAUGGGCGAAGGAAUUUCCAUUAUUCUGAGAUACCAUCAGCUUUGCCACAUCCCAUAUAGACAGUGGGUGCCUUGAAGAAACACCAAGGACCAGCUUUGGAUCUGCAGUAAUAAGUGCAGCUAGCAUGGCUGCUUGUUCAUGCAAUGAAUCCAAUAUAGCUUCAGUCAAACGAACCCUUCUCAACGAAAACUGUUUCACGCAAUGCUCUUAGAGUUGUCAGCCCACACAGCAAAAGAUUAUUCGCACUGCUUGCAUCCACUUCGGCUUGUGUCUGAAGUGCCAAAAUUGUUUUUACUCGGACUGUCAUUGAAGAGUUCGAAAGCAUGCCAACCAAGGAGUUAUUUGGAGUCUCACGACUGGCAACGGAAAUCCCUCCUAGCGUAUACAAAAGAUGUGCCAGCAAACUCAAAAUGACCACAAGCAUUCCAGAGUUUAUCUCAGGUGUAGAGAGCUGCUUGAUGACGUGAUCUGUCAAACCUUUCAGUGCUGGUUCUCCCAUUUGUUUAAUUGUUCCAUGUGAUACCAAUUGAAAAUCUGACAGUCACGGACAGUCAAUUGUUUAGUCAAAAAAUCUCGACCAGAGCUCCUCCAAGAAGCAUAUGCCGACCGAUUCAUAGUCUAGCUCCAUGGAGGGAGUUUGAUGGAUUGGGUGCAUUGGUCGAAAUCCGAACAGCAGAUCAUAUUGGAUCAAAUCUCUAAGGGCAGAGCCAAAACGGAUACUUGCUCGGUCGAUUGCUUGACCGAUCUAACUAACAAAGGCUCACGGGCAAUCUUGGAAAUUCACGUCCGUCUAUGUUGGGUGAGUCUAGGCCCGAGCUAUCUAUUUAUCCACUAUGCAAUAGUCAGCCAACAGCGAGCCAACACCUUUCAUCAACCCAUCUUUGCAUCAUGCGCAAUCCAAGAGCAAACCGUAAGAACUGUUGAAAAUAUGGUGUUGCGCUUUGUCGAUGAUCUUUGCAAUUCGUUCGGUGCACUGCCAUCUAUCUCCGACAGAUGUUAUUUCCGGCCACCGAAGCAUCGAAUUUGCAGAUUUCUCCAGAGCAUCCACCAGAUCGUGCAUCAGGAACUAUGUUUCUCUAGAACUCGUCAGGCCGCCGCUUCAAGAUUUAUUGACCUAACUUUUCAAAAACUUCUGUCACCCGAUUCUCAUCAGUUUCAACAGAACAAAUUCACAGUCAUAAACAUCACAAGUUCUAAACCAAAAGUUCUUUAGACUUUGAAUCUUU
This is a messenger RNA of Marchantia polymorpha subsp. ruderalis, 1756 nucleotides long. Lineage: Eukaryota; Viridiplantae; Streptophyta; Marchantiopsida; Marchantiales; Marchantiaceae. The record is from the annotation of a GenBank genome assembly.